AUGACAGAACCUAUAACUCCACGCCGAAAAAGAAGACUUUCUGAUAUAUUUCGAUUACCAAAGAAAGAAUCAAGAGAAGAUGAUAGUUCUUCUAAGUAUAAAUAUGGUAAAAAGUCUAUUCUCUUUAUUGGUGAUCUUGUUGCUGAUAAAAAUGAAUUGGUAAAUACUUAUUUAAAUGGAAAGUAUUUAGCUGGAAAACCUCAGAAAGUUGAUGAUGAAGUUAUUGUUAAAAGACUUGACGAUGAAGGUAAAUGUAAAGUUGUUAUUAUGACAUGUGAGGGAGAGGAAAAUUACCCUGGUAAUAGAAAAAAGCUAUAUGAAGGAAGAAAUGUUGUGGUGUUGACUUAUGCUGUAGAUAAUUUAGAGUCUUUUAAAAAUAUCGAAGAACUUUGGCUACCAGAAGUUGCCUUUUAUGAUGAAGGAGCCUACCUUGGUUUAAUUGGUACACACAGUGAAUCUGAUGCUGUUGUUACUCAAGAAGAAGUUUUACAAUUUGCCAAAAAUAAUAAUAUUCCAUUUGUUGCUGAAGUUUCAGCAAAAAAUUAUUCAAACGUAGAUGAAGCUUUUUUUGAUUUGAUAAUAAAAGCAGUAAAUGCAGAUUUCGAAAAGAAAGGAUUGCCCUUAAUUAAAUAA
Entamoeba dispar SAW760 is the source of this 633-nucleotide messenger RNA. Its product is annotated as GTP-binding protein YPTM2, putative. The transcript has a single exon. NCBI's taxonomy places the organism in Eukaryota, Evosea, Mastigamoebida, Endamoebidae. Gene Ontology annotation, molecular function: GTPase activity; GTP binding. The record is from RefSeq and is a predicted model, not a curated record. Bases 1 to 633 code for a protein of 210 amino acids.